Molecule: messenger RNA, 1796 nt
Organism: Gamsiella multidivaricata
Lineage: Eukaryota; Fungi; Mortierellomycota; Mortierellomycetes; Mortierellales; Mortierellaceae
Exons: 2
Coding region: 252-1700 (482 amino acids)
Cellular component (GO): cytoplasm; nucleus
Molecular function (GO): heat shock protein binding
Source: RefSeq, a predicted model, not a curated record
CUUUUUUUCUUUUUUUCUUGAACCCCUCUGCAUUGACCACCUUGCCCCGCAAACAUCAUCGCCCAUUCCUACUGCCGCAACGCACUCCUGUCUCUCUCAAUACCACUUAAUUGUCCCGUUGCUUCCUUCGACUUCACAACACUAGUUUCACAAACACAGAGGUAUGCACGAGGCGCUCUCUACUACUCGCCCAACAAGAAAGUAAAAGGGUUUACUUGUCAAGGAACGCUAAUCAUUCCAACUCCUGGACCAUGUCCUCGUUUUCGGCCCCAGUCCUGCAACCCUUCGCCCGCCCGCCUGUCUCCACCACGCCACUGCAACCCAUUCUGGAAACUCAAAAGCACGAUAGCACUUCAGAAAGAGGGGAAACUCAUCAAGCCAUGCCGAAGGUUACUUCCUUUGCCUUGUAUGACCCUGAGGUGUCGCUCUAUGCCUCUCUGAACGUGAGCAAGGAUGCCGACCAGGCGACGGUCAAGAAGGCGUAUUACAAACUCGCGCUCGCAUACCAUCCUGACAAGCAGAGUCCGACCGCUACAGACUCUGAUCGGGACCAGGCAACGGCACGGUUCCAACGGCUGGGUUUUGCCUAUGCAGUCCUAGGAGAUCCUCAAAGGAGACGCGUCUAUGACGAGACCGGGGAAGUAUCAGAGGAUGGCAUGGCAGGAUUCGGUGCUCAGGGUCAGGCUGCAGGAGGAUGGGAUGCGUACUUUAGAGAGCUCUGGUCCGGCAUUGUGAACGAGUCGACAAUCAAAGAGUUUGAGCGGACGUAUCGGUUUUCGGAUGAAGAAAAGCGGGACGUGAUCCACGCGUAUGUGACAUAUCGUGGAGACAUGGACGGAAUCCUGUCUGCUGUCCCUGUCUGCACUUAUACGGACGAAGAACGUUUUCGGAAGAUUAUUCAAAGUGCGAUUGAUGCGAAGGUCGCUCGCAAAUACAAGGCCUUUGGAGGUCCUGUCGUCGACCAAAAGGCAGCGGCAAGACGGAAGCGCGAGGCUGAGGCCGAGGCCGCAGAGGCGGAGCAGCUCUGGAAGGAACUGGGAUUGGAGCGUCUCAAGAAGCAAUCAUCGACAAAGCGAAAACAUACGAGCACGGAACCAGACGAACAGCCACCAGAGCCUGGAUCGGAGCGGGAGCUGCAAUUGAUGAUGAUGCAGAACGGAAAGAAUCGACAAGGAGCAAUGGAUGCGUUGCUGGAGAAAUAUUCGACCAAGAAACCCAGGAAGGAAAAAAAGUCCAAAAAGAACGCACAGCACCCUGCAGUAGGCCCCUCAAUGUCCGGACCAUCGUCCUCAACUUCAUCGGCAGUGCCACAGCAUCCACAGCAUCAACAGCACCAUCAGCAGCAACAACAACAGCAAUACCAACAACAGCAACAACAGCAACAACAACAGCAGCAGCAGCAACAACAGCGUUAUAUCUACAAUGAGCCAUCCGAGGAAGAGUUCAUGGCUGCUCAGGCGAGACUUCUGAACCGCAAAGCAGCAGCUACGGCGGCGGCAGUUGGAAUUCAUCCGCUGCUUACGACCUCGUCUCAUCUGCAUCAUCCACAUAAUCUCAAUACCUACAAUACCAGUCAUAACAAUCAUCAUGCAAUGAACGCCGCUGCUCAUAAUGUCAACUACAGGACGAACCACCAGCCUCAACCACAGCAGCACCAGCAGCCCAUGAUCGGUGGAAGAGGUGGUCGGGGUCGCAUGUAACAAAUUGGAAACGAGCAGUCUAUGGACAUAGUAUUUUUUGCAUCACCGACGUCUAUAUCGUAUUUCUAUCAACCAAUAUAACAUUGCUUUUUUUUU